GUUGGACCAAUAGCGUAGAGCUUGGCGUCAUGGGGAUUCCUUGAUACGGCCGCGUCGAAAAGGGAAGCCCGCAUCAAGCGGCGGCCGGACGGCGACGUCUCGCUGGCGGCUGCUGCUGCUGGAGUCUCUCGUGGUAUUCUCAACUGUUUGACUUCUCAGUCUCAUCUCCUCGAACCGUCCGCCUCGGAGCUCGGAAGCCCCCAAACCCAACCAAACCACCGUGCACGCGCGCGAUGGCUGUGGUGGAGGAAGAAGAGGGCUCGCCGCCGGCACCCGCCGCCGCCGCCGAUCCCGCCUCCUCUGGUUCAAGUGAUAAUGAGAUAACUGUAGAGGAAGCUUCUUUUGUGCAUACUGAACCUCCGCAAGAUGGCUCUGUCCCACCUGUGGUUUCCUCUAAUAUGGAGGUCCUUCAUGACAAAGUUAAAAAACAAGUCAUCAAAGAAGGCCAUGGCAAGAAACCAUCAAAGUUCGCGACGUGCUUUUUGCACUAUAGAGCUUGGGUUCAAGGCUCUCUGCAUAAAUUCGAGGAUACUUGGCAAGAACAGCAUCCCAUUGAACUAGUAAUUGGAAAAGAGAAAAAACAAAUGUCUGGUUUAGGCAUUGGUGUUGGUAACAUGAGAAGUGGGGAGCGUGCACUGUUGCAUGUUGGCUGGGAGCUAGGCUAUGGGAAAGAAGGGAGCUUUUCAUUCCCAAAUGUCCCUCCAAUGGCAGAUCUUUUAUAUGAAGUUGAACUUAUUGGGUUUGAUGAUGUCAAAGAGGGGAAAGCCCGAAGUGACAUGACAGUAGAGGAAAGGAUUGAAGCAGCGGACAGGAGGAAGAUUGAGGGCAAUGAGUAUUUCAAAGAAAAGAAGUUUGAGGAGGCCAUGCAGCAAUAUGAAAUGGCGAUUGCAUACAUGGGAGAUGACUUCAUGUUUCAAUUGUUCGGGAAAUACAGAGAUAUGGCCUUGGCUGUGAAAAAUCCAUGUCAUCUCAACAUGGCCGCAUGCCUAAUCAAACUGAAGAGAUUCGAUGAAGCUAUCGCACAGUGUAGUAUUGUGUUGGCAGAGGAUGAAAACAAUGUGAAAGCAUUGUUCAGACGAGGAAAAGCAAGAGCUGAACUUGGUCAGACAGAAUCAGCGAGGGAGGACUUCCUGAAAGCCAAGAAACAUUCCCCAGAAGACAAGGAGAUCCAGCGUGAGCUUCGGUCUCUCGCGGAACAGGAUAAAGCUCUGUACCAAAAACAGAAGGAGCUGUACAAAGGCCUCUUUGGUCCAAGGCCCGAACCCAAACCGAAGGCGUCAAAUUCCAUCGUUCGCUUCUGGCAGUGGCUCGUGUCCUUGAUUGGUUAUCUCAUAAAACUGUUCAAACCCAAGAAUGAAUGAAUAGGAACGGAUAGUGCAGAACUGACGAUUUGACGACCAAAACAUGGACUCAUUGUACUGUAGGCUGGGAAUUCUACUACAAGUAGUUGGGAGUGUUGAACUGCACGCAAUCGGUGUCAAAUUCUACAAUCUCUCGGCAUUUUUGUGCCUUCAGUCCUUCACUGCAUUGUGACUUGAGCUUUGGGAGCUAAAAGUUCAGACAUUUUUCCUAUGAACAAUACAUUGCCUUUAUGGUGUCAAUGAUUUGGUA
Oryza sativa Japonica Group (Japanese rice) is the source of this 1611-nucleotide messenger RNA. Its product is annotated as peptidyl-prolyl cis-trans isomerase FKBP42. Gene Ontology annotation, molecular function: protein binding; peptidyl-prolyl cis-trans isomerase activity. Lineage: Eukaryota; Viridiplantae; Streptophyta; Magnoliopsida; Poales; Poaceae. The record is from RefSeq and is a predicted model, not a curated record.